Messenger RNA from Prunus avium (sweet cherry), 1335 nucleotides. RefSeq names its product cinnamoyl-CoA reductase 1. The record is from RefSeq and is a predicted model, not a curated record. Lineage: Eukaryota; Viridiplantae; Streptophyta; Magnoliopsida; Rosales; Rosaceae. Gene Ontology annotation, molecular function: oxidoreductase activity, acting on the CH-OH group of donors, NAD or NADP as acceptor.
AGGCUCUUCUCCUCCUUAUAAAGCCACACUCGCAGCUAUUCCAUUACAAAACACAGACUUCAAACUCUCUCUCUCUCUUUGUCUCUACUCUGAUCUCUUCCAAUCCCACCAACCAAAAGAGAAAAACAAAAAAUAAUUCCCCGAAAACCAAGCUAAGUAUUAAGAUGCCUACCGAUAGUUCUUCAGUUUCAGGCCAUGGCCAAACUGUUUGUGUCACCGGAGCUGGAGGCUUCAUUGCUUCCUGGAUUGUCAAACUAUUACUAGAAAGAGGCUACACUGUUAGGGGAACCUUGAGAAACCCAGAUGACCCAAAGAAUGCUCAUUUGAGGGAGCUUGAAGGAGCUCAAGAGAGGUUAAGUUUGCGUAAAGCUGAUCUUCUUGACUAUGAGAGCCUCAAAGAAGCCAUCAACGGCUGUGAUGGCGUUUUUCACACAGCAUCACCGGUUACGGAUGACCCGGAACAAAUGGUGGAGCCCGCGGUGAAUGGAACAAAGAAUGUGAUUGUUGCCGCGGCAGAAGCUAAGGUUAAACGGGUGGUGUUCACGUCGUCAAUUGGUGCAGUGUACAUGGACCCCACCAGGGGCCCUGAUGUGGUGGUCGACGAGUCUUGUUGGAGUGAUCUUGAAUUCUGCAAGAACACCAAGAACUGGUACUGCUAUGGGAAAGCAGUGGCAGAGCAGGCAGCAUGGGAAGAGGCCAAGGAGAAAGGGGUGGAUUUGGUGGUGGUGAACCCAGUUUUGGUGCUUGGACCACUUCUGCAACCAACCAUCAAUGCCAGCAUCAUCCACAUCCUCAAGUACCUCACAGGCUCAGCCAAGACUUAUGCCAAUUCUGUGCAGGCCUAUGUGCAUGUUAGGGACGUGGCUCUAGCCCACAUUCUGGUGUAUGAAACUCCAUCUGCCUCUGGAAGAUACCUUUGUGCUGAGAGUGUGCUUCACCGUGGAGAUGUGGUGGAAAUCCUAGCCAAGUUCUUCCCAGAAUACCCAAUUCCCACCAAGUGCUCAGAUGAAGUCAAACCCAGAGUAAAACCAUACAAGUUCUCAAACCAGAAGCUACAAGACUUGGGAUUGGAAUUCACCCCAGUGAAACAGUGCCUAUAUGACACUGUCAAGAGCUUGCAGGAGAAGGGCCACAUUGCAGUGCCUAAACCACAAGAAGAUUCCAUUAAAAUUCAAUCUUAAAUUAAUCGUGUUUUGGGUGCUGCCUGCUGAAAACAAUUGCAUGGUAAUUAUAGAAAUUAAGAAGAAUCAAAAUUUGGAAGUCCUUAACUGUUUGUCCAAUUAUAUUGGUGCUUAAAUGAACGUAUUUUAAUAUUAUAUGGAAAGUUUUCUGGAA